UGUGCAGCAUCUGGGAAUGGAGUGACAACAUAGCCCAAGGUUACUGGCUGUCAUGUCUGGAGAUGUGAGCUGUAUGAAAUGCGUGUGACAGGCUGUGACCCAAGAGCUACUCAUCUUCCAAAUCUCGAUCCUGGAUCUGUGAGGUGUAGCUUCCUAAAAAUAGCCCGACAGAGAGUAUAAAGAUCCCCACAGGGAGCACGGGCCUUCAGAGGAACAGCUCCACAGUUGAUAUCUACACAGGAACACUGCACAAGAAGUUCUUAUCUUUCUGCAGCAGGACAACAGAAGAAAGGAAAUCUACACACAUUUUUUAAGACCUAAAGAAAUCUAAUCUUUGAUUUGCUGGAGCUAAAGAGCUAAAGAAAAUCCAACUCAAACCAAGAUGAAGUAUUAUCAGUGCCCCGUGUCCCAGGACAUUAGAAUCAAUGCUUACAACGAAGACUGUGGACUGCCUGUCGGCUGCAAGAGCUCAGCUUCUCUGAAGCCGAUGCGCACUGUGCACUUCCCCAAUGACAUCGUGUUCCAGGACUAUGUGCGACACGGUGAGCUCGAGAGGAUUGGACGUUUCAUCAGAGCCAGAAGAGUCAACCUGGAGACCAUCUACCAAUCUGGCAUGGCCGCCAUCCAUGAAGCUGUCCUGUCAGGGAACCUGGAGUGCGUGAAGCUGUUGGUCGAAAAUGGAGCAGAUAUCCAUCAGAGAGACGAGGAGCAGUGGACCCCACUGCACAUGGCCUGCAGCGAUGGCUUCCCAGACAUCGCACGCUACCUCCUCUCGCUGGGUGCCGACCCUGAGCUGGAGAACGAGUGCGGGGAGAAGCCGGCUGACCUCAUCGAGCCAGACAACACGGAGCUGCUGGAGCUCUUCGGGCUGGCUGUCAAUGACUGAGGACCUGUCAUUUUGAGAACCAAGCACUUGUCUUUAUCCUACUGCCCAGUCAGUUCUGCAGGGAUGGACAGAGGAAAGUCAAUCCAGCAUCCUGAUUUUGUGAGCUGCUUCAGCUCUCCGGAGGUCAAGGACUGUGGAUGUGAGGUGGAAGGCGGAAGGCGGAGGGGCUCUCAGGGCCCAUAGGCUGCCUCCCGAACAGAGUGGACUCUGGUAGAGGCUGAUCUCUGAUCUCCUUCAGCACAGAUUUACAUUGUCCUGUCAGAGUUUCAGAUCUUUUAUCCCGUAGUGUAAUGAAUGAGUAAUAUUAUCAGAAGUCGGUUGUUCUUGGCAUGUUGCUGGGAUAAGGAGGGCUUCUGAAUGUUUUGAAACCAGAAACUGUUGUUGAUGCUCAGCUCAUUAGCGCCUCGCUUGAAGAUAAAAUUAGCAAAACCAGACACCUUUGUGUUUACUGCCUUUAAAGCGAAUGUGCUUGUGGUCAGUUAGAAGUUAAACCCCCAACGGUUUUUUCUGAUCCCUUGUAAGCUUAGUUAACUGUGUAAGUUGAGAUGAGUUUUUUUUUUUUAAAUACUUUUUUAA
This is a messenger RNA of Labrus bergylta (ballan wrasse), 1462 nucleotides long. NCBI's taxonomy places the organism in Eukaryota, Metazoa, Chordata, Actinopteri, Labriformes, Labridae. The record is from RefSeq and is a predicted model, not a curated record.